Messenger RNA from Cajanus cajan (pigeon pea), 1148 nucleotides. The record is from RefSeq and is a predicted model, not a curated record. Lineage: Eukaryota; Viridiplantae; Streptophyta; Magnoliopsida; Fabales; Fabaceae.
AAUAAUCCUGUACAGUGAUAUUUUUGUAAUUUUUUUUAAAAAAAAUAUUAUUUCAGAAAAAAAUUCGUGUUUGGUUCACACAAAUGAAUGGUUUUGAUGGGAACAUUUCACUUCUCCAACUCUUUCAUGGCUACCCAUUUACAGGUUGCAAUUCCAGAACACAACCUCUUGAUCGUCGGUCCUGGGGUUCUUGGCCGUUUGGUGGCCCAAAAUUGGCGUCAGGAAUACCCUGGUUGUCAAGUUUUUGGACAAACAGUUACCACUGAUCAUCACCACGAAUUGACUAAACUUGCUAUUAAUCCCUCUUUGGAAUGGACCAAAGCCUCCCACAAAUUUCCUUAUGUCAUUUUCUGUGCCCCGCCUUACCAAUCCUCCGAUUACCUUGCUCAUCUUAGGCUGGCUGCAUCAUGCUGGAAUGGUGAAGGUUCUUUGCUGUUUACAUCAAGCUCUGCCCCUUAUGAUUGUAAUGAUAAUGGGUUUUGUGAUGAGGAUAGUCCAGUGGUGCCAAUAGGGAGGAGCCCCAGAACUGAUGUCCUUCUAAAAGCUGAAAAAAUAGUGCUGGAGUUUGGUGGCUCUGUUUUAAGACUGUCUGGACUUUAUAAAACAGAUAAAGGUGCUCAUGUUUAUUGGUUAGAGAAGGGGAUUGUUGAAUCUCGUCCUGAUCACAUCCUGAAUCUUAUACACUAUGAGGAUGCAGCCUCCCUAUCUGUUGCAAUUUUGAAGAAAAAAUUUCGUGGGAGAAUUUUCUUGGGUUGUGAUAAUCAUCCCUUAUCCAGGCAAGAAAUAAUGGAUCUAGUUAACAAAAGUGGGAAAUUCAGUAAAAAGUUUGAGAAAUUUACAGGAACUGAUGAUCCUCUAGGGAAGAGAUUAAACAACUCCAGAACACGCCAAGAACUAGGGUGGGAACCCAAGUACACUAGCUUUGCUCAUUUCCUUGAGACCAUCUGAUUAACUCGCUGUUUUCUCCAUGGUGACAUUAUAGAUAGAGAAAAUUACCAUGAAUCAUUUGCUAAAUGAAAGCAGAAACACUUAAUUUGUUGAUUGAUAUCAAGAUUAUUUUGCAUAUAAAUUCUUACUUGCAAGAUUUAUUUGUUUAGCCUUGCUGUGAAGGGGUAUAAUAAAGACAUGGUCAAGAUGCAUUGGUAGAC